Molecule: messenger RNA, 1716 nt
Organism: Frankliniella occidentalis (western flower thrips)
Lineage: Eukaryota; Metazoa; Arthropoda; Insecta; Thysanoptera; Thripidae
Exons: 4
Coding region: 41-670 (209 amino acids)
Source: RefSeq, a predicted model, not a curated record
AGCUCGCGCAUUUAAAGCAUUCGACCAUCGACCAUCAACCAUGACCCUCGGCGUCGUCUGCUUCGCCCUGCUGCUGCUGCUGGUGGUGGUCGAGUACCGGACGCCGGCAACGAGCACCGCGACAGCGGCGUCGCACUACAUCAAUAACCUCGCAGGCCCGUUCCGACUCGUACUCGACCACAUCGAAGCCUGUCCGGACAGCACUGGCGGUGCCGGUCGCGGUGCCGGUGCUCUGUUCAAGGAGAUAUACUGGCACCGCUAUCACGGCCGCAAGAAUGGCGACCUCCCGUACUACUGGAUCAACGCGACGACCCUCUUGACUGUCGACGACUCGUUACAGCUCGAUUUGAACUGGGCCUCGUGGAGUUCUCGCGGCGGAUGGAAGGAGAACGCAUACGUGAUGAGGCCGGGGUCCUUCUGCAAAGUUGCUUCGUCUCAUGAUCCUGAAUUCUGGCGCAGAUUUAUGACCGCCAUAUUUGACGACCCGAAUCGAAACUGCCCCUUCACUCCAGGAUACUAUGAAUGCACGAAUGUUUCAUCUGAAUUUACUUUUAGAAAGAUUCCUGUAUUUUUCUACGGCACUUGGAGAGUCAACAUCCGUCUGGUUAAGCAAUCCACGCAGAACGGAGUGUUUUGCCUUGUGUUUUUCGUGAAAACCGUGCCUAAAUAGUAGCAAACCAUUAAACGAACGCAUGGAAUGGCUUCAAGCGACAUGGUGAUGCUUGGGCCAACGUUAUAUGCGUCGGUGGCAACGAGGGGUAGCCUACCUCACACACGAAAUCGGUGUACAACCUUCUUAAAAAAAAAUUCUGAAGAAAAAACAGAAGAAAAACGAAACCAUUAAAGAAAAAUCAAUUCAAAGAUCAGAAAAAACACAACUAAAUUUUAUGAAAAACUAAAAAUAAAGAAGAAUGAGAGGGGGGGCACGUUUUCUCCUUCUGGUAGAGACAGUCUUGGGGACUGUCUAAAGAAGUCUAGGCGGGCUGUUGGGUUGGCAACUGUAGUUGUGCACUUGUAGGCGAGCCCUUCCAAGGCAGGCCAGUGCGGCCUGGUGACCGCCUGCCAGGCCACUCGUGUCAUCAUCUUCGAAUGGACCUCUUUCUCUCAGUCGUUUUUAUCAUGAAAAGUAUGGAAUUAUCAGCACCGCAGCACCCUAACAACGUACGCCCCUCUAUCGGGACACUAUAAUUCAUCCUUGUUACAAAUCAUUCAAUAUAAGUCCGAAAUGGCUCGAAAUCGCGAAAUAAAUGCGACUGCGAGUAGGGCAGGGCAACAAAAACACGGAGCUUGCAAAAAGAAUUCGUUGUGGGAACAAAAUAUCCGUUGUUUUAAUCAAGCGUUUGCUGGUAGAACGAAUUCUUAGUUGUGAGAGCGAAUAGAUCGUUGACGAAGUGAAUAAAUCUGAUUGCUGGAACAAAAGAGUUUUUAGUUGAAUCAACGAUCGCCUUCGCUCUCUCAGCAAUGAGUUCGCUGCUCCAACGAAUUUUGCGUUGCAUUAGCGAACACUUGGAUGAGACAACGAAUUAGUUCGUUCUCACAACCCAACAGCGUUAGUGAUUCCUAUAUCAACCCACGUAUGAGUUGGAUGAACUAAUUAUUUUUCUCCGUGAUGACUUUAUUCGCAGUGAGACUGCAAGGACGCUGCACGCUCUAAUACUCUCUCACUCCCACCCUUCCUUUGUGUUUCCAGUGUACAUAAAACGGAUCGAAUGGUGC